Amphibalanus amphitrite is the source of this 3493-nucleotide messenger RNA. Its product is annotated as blood vessel epicardial substance-B-like. Gene Ontology annotation, cellular component: sarcolemma. Lineage: Eukaryota; Metazoa; Arthropoda; Thecostraca; Balanomorpha; Balanidae. The coding region runs from base 1 to 1176 and encodes 391 amino acids. Gene Ontology annotation, molecular function: cAMP binding. The transcript is spliced from 6 exons. The record is from RefSeq and is a predicted model, not a curated record.
AUGUAUAUCCCUCUGAACGGCUCGGCGGCCGGUGCCGAGCCACCGACAGCGGUCGGCUGCCGCGGCUGGCCGGCCGUCCACCACCGGCUCUUCCAACUGGCGCACCUGUUCUUUCUGGCGGCGUUUGUGGUGCCGCAUACGUUCCGUCUGAGCGCGGCUGCGCUGCGAGCGCUCCUCUGUGCCGGUCUGACGCUGGUCGCUGUCUGGGCCGGCGCUGUAGUCUGCGCGCCGGACGCGCUCGCCUGGAGCGUGGCACUGGCGGUCGUGAACGCGGCGUACGCGGCGCGCCAGGUGUCGUGUUCGCGACCGGAGCGGGCGCCGGCGCAGCUGCGGCCGCUGCACCGGCGCCUGUUUGCGCCGCUGCGCGUACCGGCCGCCGAGUUCGCGCGACUGGUGCGCGGCGCCGAGCUGCGCCGUCUGGCGCGUGGCGAGCUGUUCGCGGCUGAGGGCGUGACCCGGACCGGAGGCCGACUGGCCAUCCUGCUAACCGGAGAAUUGGUGGUGUCGUGUGAAGGGUGUCCGCUGCAUCGAAUCACGCCGCACCAGUUCAUCAACUCGCCCGAGUGGGAGGCCGACGAGGCGGCCGAGAGGGACUCCAAGGAGAUGGGCGCAGAACAGAACUGCAAGCCGCCCGACCCGAACCCCAUCUACCAGGUAUCGAUUUCGGCCACUGAGGAGUCGACGUACGUGGUAUGGACGGCCGAGGUGCUCGGCGCCGUGCUUCAGUCCAAUGCCUUCCUCAACGCCGUGCUAUUUAACCUGGUCGGUAAGGACAUCACCAAGAAGCUGUACCGGGUGAACGAAACGGCGCGCUGCAGCCUGCGGGCGCGGCGCCCGGCCGUGGCCACACACCGGCGGCGCAGCCUGGGCCCGCCGCCGCGGCGGACCGAGCUGAUCAGCCCCGCCUCGGAGCUGGCGCUGCUCCGGUGGCAGACGGAGCAGCGGCCGCUCUCGGCCGGCGCCCGCUCCGACACGCAGGUGCUCUGCCCCGGACGACUGCUGGGCUCGCGGCUUCCUCCAAUGACGUACAGGCGACCGGCAGCACCGCACCGCAUCCACCCGGCGGAGGGAAAUGUCAUUAAAAGUGCACCGUUCGCCCCAGAGGUGGCAGCACGGUACAAUCUGUGGACUCCGGCUAUGAACGGCGACUGCAGGCCGAUGCGUGGAAAGGCGUGAGGGUCUGGGCCUUGUGACCUACUUGGACCUACCGGGGCCCAGUGAACAUUGCCUCGGGGUUAUGCGUUUAUGGCUCUGUGAAUUUAGAUCGGAGAGAGAAGAAGAUUUAACAUCUUCACUGGAUCUUUGGGAUUUGCUGUCUUUCUGCGGCUUUAUUUUGCUGAAUUUGGCACUACUGACCCGAAAAGAGUUUUGUGCAUGUCCUUGCAUUUCAAUCACAUUAGCUUCCAGCAUCUCAUUCACAGGGGCGAAUGAGAUCGGUCGCGAAUUUUACUGAAACGAGAUGUUCAGCAUGUGCAAUUGCGUCCAUCAUCGACUUAGCAUCCGGUGUCAAUGUGGCAAUUGCAGACAAAAGUUUGUAUUUGAGCUAAAUAAGCACUCAUAUUGUGGUCUGCAAUUGCAUAUCUUCACAAAUCGGCUGCUUCCAAACAAAUCAUAAAUGCUCAGCUGCCAUUACCGCGUAUGAUCGUGCUAAUAUGCAAUCGUGGAACCUAAUGGAACAGCUGUAGGCCUGUGAACAGAUGGUUAUCCCGCACCGGACCGGUGCUCGACCCAACCGCGCCGGGCCGAGGGGGUGGGCUGUCUGAGCACCCCCAACCUAGCUCGGCUCCUCAGCUACGUAGCAACACGCAGUAGGUAAGCGGUGCUCCGAAGAACGUCAGAAAUUAUGGAGACAAUACUUAGGCCGAUUUUUAUGUCAGGUCAACAGCAAGGGCAGCAGAGGUCAACAGAGCAUAGUUAAGGCAUAGCUUUUGCAUAGUUAAACAAUUAUUCUUUUUUACAAAUCGGCGCACAACUCAGUAAAGAAUAGAGCUAAAGGCUGCGAUAAAGGUGAUUUGAUAUCUCUUUCAACGUUCUGUCUUUUAACUGCCCUCAGAUUUGAUCUCACAUCAACAGUUUAGUUACAAAAUGGCAAAAACUCUUAGAUUGAUGCGUUUACGGAAAUAUUUUCUGCAUUAGCUUUUAACACAGCUUUCACGACAUUUAUUUUACCGGCAUCGUGUUUCUCUGAUAGGACGCUUCUAAGACACUAUAAUUCGACCUGAAAUGGUGAUUUUGAAAAUUUGACCUAAGGUCCUGGUCCUGACUUGACCGAAAGUGGUUACGUAUCAGGGGAUUCGUGUCCGUAAUCUGAACAAAUGCAAGGUGUUUUCGUAACUCUAACAUGUCGACGGAUCAAAACAAUAUUGUUAAAAGCUGUUGGAGACCUUUCAUGACCUGAGCUGACCUUGGGAGCAUAAAAUGCCAUUUUCCGAUUCAUUGAACCAUUUUUACUUGUUACCUGAUAUUCGAGAGUGUUAAGUCCGUCUUUUGUCAAAAAGAAGCGACGGUUAAUUUUCUCCCAUAUGACUGAUAACGGGGAAGUAACAAACCUGACCUGCCCUUACGUCAAGUCUAUCGAAGUUCCGAAGCAAAGGUUUAAUAUAUACUGGUUCUUUCAUUAAUCCCUGAAAGCGAUCGGUCAUGGCGAGCAUUAUAACUGUCUCUGAUGUAAGGUCACUUGACAGUUGACGUGACCUAGUGACCUGACCUUGAGUGGCCUGGGUCUGAAAUUUUCACAACAUGUGCAGGAGAGAUGCUUGAAAAGGUGUUCCAAAGCGCCACAUUUUAUGAGACAUAUGCGAUAAAACUGCUAGGGUGUUCAAACCGCCACCCCCGGCCCAGCGUAGGUUAUUGUAGGGAAGUAGGUAAACAUUAGCGGCACAAAACCUAAGAGUCUUUUUGUUGUGAUGUCUAAAUUUAAGUAGAACGGGCACAUCAUGCUUACAUGUAUUGAAACAUGCAAAAUGUCCACAUGACACUAUAAAAUAGUACGAAACGCUCUAGACAUUGCGCUUAGUGAUCGCCCAUUGUGCCUCAUGUUUUGUAUAGGUAGUGCGAUAUGUGAUAGAUCAUUCAUAUCAACAGUGUCUUGAUCUUGAAACAUUGAGCAGAAUGCUUUGUAGUGAAGGUGAUAUGUGUAUGACCGUGCCUUGUUUGCAUUCCCUAGAAAAGCAGGCGUAAUAAUUGUCAUGCACGACUCGAUUUGUCGAUGUGUCUGCGCUUUACCGUUAUUCAAUUGUGGAAAGUGAAAGUGAAAUAUCUCAACUGUUAUCUCGUUUUCGCUUCCUUCGCUUUAUUAGGAAGGCCAUUCAGUAUUCAUCAUCUGAUGCAGAUACCUACCUAUCUGUCAAGACAGUCUUUUUUAGCAACGGAUGUGUAUUGUUCAGUCGUCAUUCUACCGAACUGGUAUGACUGACGUUUUGGAGGUAUGUACCUAUUCAUCUUUAUCUUCUUAUUUAUUUCGUACUUGCUACAUUUCAAAUACAUUCCAACC